Molecule: messenger RNA, 4312 nt
Organism: Oncorhynchus gorbuscha (pink salmon)
Lineage: Eukaryota; Metazoa; Chordata; Actinopteri; Salmoniformes; Salmonidae
Product: transmembrane protein 50A
Exons: 7
Coding region: 198-680 (160 amino acids)
Biological process (GO): late endosome to vacuole transport via multivesicular body sorting pathway; protein targeting to vacuole
Source: RefSeq, a predicted model, not a curated record
GUGAGUACUGUACACCGCGGUACAGUGCAGAGCAGAUCUACAAAAAUGCGCAACUGAUGCUGAUAUUGGCACCUCUAACAUCAAAGAGGCGUGGAAAGUAAACUGAGCAGGCGUGUGAUUGAGCUCACACGGAAGCAAAGUAAUAAACGGCGUCUGGGUGGGUCCAUACCGAACAUAACAAAUAAAAGCUCAGAACCAUGUCAGGGUUUUUGGACAGCAUCCGGUGCGGAGAAUGCGAGUGCAAUGUGGACUGGGGAGAGAGGAGAAACACCAUUGCAUCUAUAGCUGCUGGAGUCCUGUUUUUCACUGGUUGGUGGAUAAUCAUUGAUGCAGCUGUGAACUAUCCAGAUGAGGCAACUUUCCAUCAUGCCUAUCACGCCUGUGGUGUCAUCGCUACUGUGGCCUUUCUCAUGAUCAAUGCUGUCUCGAAUGGCCAAGUGAGAGGGGACAGCUACAGUGAAGGUUGCAUUGGACAGACAGGAGCUCGUGUGUGGCUCUUCAUUGGCUUCAUGCUGGCGUUUGGAUCUCUUAUUGCUUCCAUGUGGAUCCUGUUCGGAGGCUUCGUAGUGCCUAAGAAACCUGUUGUGUAUCCUGGUAUUGCAGUUUUCUUUCAAAAUGCAUUCAUUUUCUUUGGGGGCUUGGUGUUUAAAUUUGGACGCACUGAAGACUUGUGGCAAUAAUGAUCUGUUCUAUUUUUCUGAGACAGUCUACACUUUGUUCAAUCAAAACACCUACUUUCCGUUUUUCAAGUGAUACAAAAUAUUAAUGUUGUAUGAUAACCUUUUUUUUAGCUUUUAGAUUAACGUGUUUAAUUUAUUAGUAAAUUGGUUGUUGUACAAAUGUACAUUUUACAAUAUAAAAAGCACAAUUUGCAAUUUAUCAUCUCUUAAUGAAUUAUUUUCUUUUCACUCAAAGUAUGGAGCUAUUCUGUUACAAUUUACAUAAUUUAUAAUGGAAACCUUAAACGGAUUAUUUACAAUACCCAUUUGUGCACUCUAAUGAUAUUUUGCUCCAUUUGAUGAGGAAAUGUUCAUUAUUAAGGUACAAACAUCUGAGGGAAAAAGACAGGACAUGUGUGUAUAUAUAUAUAGCUCUCAGAGUGUUAAUGUUGUAAGUAGACUUACAUUUACUGAAAAUAAUUUAACUUUGAAUGUGGGCAAACAAAAGUUUUACAAUAACUUGUCUAGAUGUGGAGUCUCUAAUUGAGCAGUUAUCCUGAAUCAUCAUUUGAAGGUUCUUAAAUCAAGCUGUAGUUUUAUUGUGGUUUGAUUCAUGGUUUCAAUGCGUCUCUAUUCUUUGACUAUGUAUUUGACUGUAAAGCUUAUACAUUUACAGUACUUGUAUAAUAACCUAACCAUGGUCACUUUUCUGAUCCUGAAAAACCACGGCAGCAUUAAACACAAUGUACAACAAACACGUACGAGAUGACAAGUCUUUAUUCGCAGCACUCACAGGCCAGUUUCUCUCUUCUCUUGGCUAAUAUUUAAAGUUUGACUAACACAAAAUAAUCACAAUCACAUAUUCCAGUGCUGUUUUCACAUACAAAACAUUUUGAAAAAUGUAAUAAGUUGAAGAUGCAUGGGAAUAUUGUAUGGUGAAAUGAUUGGUUCAUUGCUCUCCUGACACUCAACACUUGUUCCUUUUUUCUUUUCCAACCUCUCACCUUUUCCCUGCUUGGUGGGGAAACUGGAAAAACAAUGAUUUAAGUUAGACAGCAUAACUUUAGAGGCACAAAUGUGUUGCUUCAACUGCAUGCAUAUCUUUUUUAACCUAUCAAUUAUUUGAUACAAACUGAGCCUUUCUGUCAUCACUGAUUACUUACCUCCCAGAAGGCCUGGUCAUCAAAGCAUUUCUUGUUAUGGGUUGGCCUCCAGAAAUUACAUUUCAGAAGAAAACCUGAGCAGGAUGAACAUGUUUGUGGUUACAACUCCAAUCCACCAGUGACUCCAAUAACAUACGUACAGUACUGUUGAAAGUCACCUGUGAUGAGUCCCAGACUCAUGCUCAGGCUCAGGGUGAUGAGGAGCGUGCAAAUGUGGAACACAGCAAAUCGGACGGCCCUGAAAGAUGCAUAACAUCAUUCACAGGAAACCCCAAUAAAUUUGAACAUGUUCUUAUGUAUUCACCAAUUCACCUUAAAUGAUUUAAGUAGAGUGAUUGUUAUAAUGUAAUGCCUUAUCAAAUGCGAAGAUACAUUUUUAAAAAAUGUCCCCAAUGCUCUUCCAUUCUCUUCAUAUCCUGUUAACAUAGGUGCUUUUUAAUGCUGCGUACGUUGUGAGAUCAUCAGAGUCAGCGAUCUGUAGGAGAAGUUGAACCAUCCACCCCAGGAUUCCAGGCAGACCAUGGACACUAAGGACUCCGCAGGUGUCAUGACACUCAAAUGCAAGCAGCAUGAGGGGCUGAAAGAUAAAAAAGCAGUAAUAUGAGAUAGUGAAAGCCCAUGGGCAAUUCAGGAAUUUGUUUAUACGUACCUUAAUGUAUCGGGAUCCCAAGGUUGAUAUCAGUGCAGCAGCAAAUCCAAUCGCCAUAGCUACCCACGGCAAAUGAACGGCUGACAUAGCAACCCCAAUAGCAACACCACCAGCAAGAGUACAUCUCUGAAUAUGAAACUGAGAGGAGAAAACAUCCACACACAAUUAUUUUUAGUGGAUUGGAUAGGGCAACUCUAUCCCUCAACAUGACAAAAUUUGUGAAAUUCUUAAAUUGUACUUCUAUUCUACUUGAUCAAUAUCCCACUUUAAUGGCUACCACUGCCCUUUAACUUCCCACCUACAGGUGGCCCUGGCCAUUCAAACAUGUUUUCAGGUCAUUACCAGGUUGAGUUUCCCUUGGGGACUAGUGAGGACAGAGAAACCAGCAGCUGUGACUGCACUGACUGCCAGGGCCAGGUAGGUGCUGUAGACAGCUCUCAGGCUCCUCCCCCUGUCAAGAUGAUCCACCUCUACCAGCACAGAGUUAAAACUGGGCCAGAACAUCCACAGGAACAGAGUCCCUGGAGAGGAAGAGAUGCACGUACCCACCAGAAGUUAACACUUGUAUUAUUGCAAACACAGCAUAGUCCAACAACAAACAUUAUUAGUGGAGCACUAGCAUUUCCAUGUACCCAUUACAGAGAACAGACCGGUCUUGCGGUCAAUUUUCUCUUUCUCAUGCAGUUGCUCAGAUCCCUGUCUGUACAGGACCCACGAUAACAUCAGCCCAAAGAAAGCCCCAAAGAUGUGGAGCAGCAUGAUGGUAUUCAGAAACUGCACCUGUGUGUAAACAGACCACCCAAUCAUCAGUAUACAGUCUAAAAUUGUCACAUUGUCAUCAGAUUCAUCACUUUAUCGGCUUACCUUUAGGAAUGUCUGGAGUAGCCAGCCAUUCAGCACAAAUCCAGAUAUCUCCAGCAGGGCAAUAAGAAGGAGAUGGACAGGAUUGGUCUUCCCAAGGACAGCACCUAUGGCAAUGAGGGAGGAAGCUGUGCACAUCUCUGCAACAACCAAGCUGGUCCAAACACAGGAAAAGGGGUUCAAUAUGUAUGAUAUCUGCUUCCAACAGAUAACUAAAUACAGCUAUUAGCUAUAAACAAAAUGGCAGGUAAAACAUCUGAGAUCUAACAUUUUGUAAUGUUUUCAAAUCUCCCAUCAAACCUGAAGUUUAGAUCCAAUUAUCCUUUGCCUCAAUGCUGAAUGAAUAAGAAUGAUGUGCACCAUCUAAAAAAUUAUGAAAGAAAAUGCCUAACCCAUACACCUCAACUUAUUUCUCAGUACCUUCUCAUAUUUAUCCAGAUCUUUCCUCUGUCAUACAUAGACUCAACACCGUUCAGAAUAACUGCCCACUGGACAGCCAUGGCUGCCACUAGGAGGGUGAAUCCUGCUCCACUGAAGCUGUACCGCACCAGGAAUGUGGCCAGAAAGCCAAAACCCAGAAUCACCAUCACAUGAACAUCCUGAAAUUCUGUGAGGAAAGAAGGGCCACUUAAUAUGUCACAGAUGGGAAAGACAUUGUAUCCCUAGUCGUGUAAGCCUGUAAGAGGAUAGAGUUGAAUUGUUUUGUGUUGCCCCACACAAAUAUUGUGUAUCACUGAAAGUGCAUAAUGCAGCUAGCUGUUAUGUGGGAAAGCUUUGGGAGGCCAUAUCCACCCCAACAAGUCAGCUGCAACUCUUGCUGGCCCCACCAGAUUAAGCAUUUAUCACUCAUAACCAGUGUUGGCAGCCCCUGCUCAUUUUUCUGUUCUCUCGCGCUCUCUGUCUGUAAACAAACACUGUAGGCUAUAGCCUCAAAACAACAUAAAAACUAUAAUUUUGAUCUCGUGGAUGAGCAGUCCUUG